AUGCUUGUUGCCCUGUCAACUCGGAUCGCUUUCCCGCGACAGCGAUCCUGGAUCUACAACGUACGACGAUGCUGCACUACAACUACAACAACAACAGCACGACAGCAGCAGCCAGUGCGUGUUCGUUUUGCACCUAGUCCUACGGGCUAUUUACACUUGGGUGGUCUUCGAACUGCCUUGUUUAACUACUUGCUGGCCAAAAAAACAGGUGGUGAUUUCAUUUUGCGCAUUGAAGACACGGACCAGAAUCGAUUGGUAAAAGGGGCUACAGAAAAGCUUAUUUCGGUAUUAUCAUGGGCUGGCGUUGAACCUGACGAAGGACCUACUGCUGGUGGAUCGAAAGGACCUUAUGUACAGUCUGAACGAACAGAUAUAUAUCGUGAACACGCUCAGCAAUUGAUCGAGAACGGUCAUGCUUAUAGAUGUUUUUGCACACCAGAACGGAUAGACCGGAUACGACAAGUGGGGUUGAAGCAUGGCAAUCAAAUUGGAUACGAUAGACAUUGUGCACACUUGAGUGACAAAGAGAUCAAUGAGAAUAUGGACAAAAAGCUACCUUUUACUGUUCGGAUGCGAACUCCAGAGGGUGAAACCAAAGUAAAUGAUCUUGUGCACGGCCAAGUCAGGUUCAAUAAUCGAUUAUUAGACGACGGUAUUUUGUUGAAAAGUGAUGGAUUCCCAACGUAUCAUUUGGCAAACGUGGUUGACGAUCAUAUGAUGGGCAUCACGCAUGUGUUGCGGGGAGAUGAAUGGUUACCAUCGACGCCUAAACAUUUGAUUCUCUAUAAAGCAUUCGGCUGGAAAACACCUCAUUUCGCCCACCUUCCUCUGUUGAUGAAGCCUGGCGGUGGUAAACUAUCCAAACGAUCGAACGAUGCCUUUGUGGAACAUUAUAUCAACAAGGGUUACUUUCCCGAAGCACUCAACAACUUUGUGGCGCUACUUGGUUGGAGUCCACCUGCAGGAGAGAAUGAAAUUAUCACCACUUUGGAUGCAUUAGUUGACAAAUUUGAUAUCAAGAGCUUAAACGAUUCUCAAGCAGUUGUGGAUGCUGAUAAGCUGGGAUGGAUCAACAAGCAACACUUGAUCAAGCGAGCAGAGACGGCUGAAGGAAUUCUGUCAAUGGCCAACUACUUGCAGCCUAUCGUCCACAGUACAUUUAGCAGAAGGUGUGUGUCUGACUACAUAGGCAAAGUGAUUGAUGCUGUCAAGGAGCGUAUUCGGGUUAUUCAUGAUGUUCCUGAGUUGUGUGAAUACUUUUUCAUUGAACCGGAUUACACCACAGAGGACGCAAAUAAGUUGAAGAAGAAAUUGAAAAACAAGCCAAAAGAUAUUGUGUUCUCGGAUGCUGCUCGACAAGGGCUUGAAUCAUUAGAAACAUUUGAUACCACAGCCAUCAACAAAUACUGGCAUGACUUGGCAGCUAGUCAUGACGUCGAUUACAACCGGAUAAUGCCGGUUUUGCGCUUUGCAAUGACUGGAAAAGGCGUUGGCACCUCGAUUCCUUUGACCAUGGAAGUGUUGGGUAAAUCAACGUGUUUAGCGCGACUGGAUAAAGCUCGUGAUUUCUUAUAA
This is a messenger RNA of Zychaea mexicana, 1575 nucleotides long. Its product is annotated as glutamyl-tRNA synthetase. The record is from RefSeq and is a predicted model, not a curated record. The coding region runs from base 1 to 1575 and encodes 524 amino acids. Lineage: Eukaryota; Fungi; Mucoromycota; Mucoromycetes; Mucorales; Lichtheimiaceae. Gene Ontology annotation, biological process: glutamyl-tRNA aminoacylation. The transcript has 11 exons. Gene Ontology annotation, molecular function: glutamate-tRNA ligase activity; zinc ion binding; tRNA binding.